AUGGAUGCCUGGAAAGCAUACCGCAGUAAGAACAGAGUUAUCUUCUCCAAGGAAGUGUCUGUGAGAAGAGCCAAGUUUGUUGUCCAGUCUGUGGAGAACUGGUGUGCUAGGAGCUUCGAGGGAUUUGAUGUACUGCUCGCAUUGCUUCUAAUCACAUCUUACCAUUUGCAACAUAGAGAUAGUCGGGUUAUUCUAUCCAUUAAAGAUUUUUUAUCUGAUUCUGACUUUAGAAAUGUUGAUCAUUCUCAGGCAUUUCAAGCAGCAUGGAGAGCGUUAUGUGGAGGCAGAGGGAGAGGUCAGGGACCCUCUUUAGUAAUACAUGCUAGGGAAGCAUAUACCAUACAACCACAACGGUUUGAAGGUCCUUGCGCAUCUCCUCAUAUUCAUAUUCAGAUUGAUGGAACGAUUGAAGCGCCGAAAAUGGUAAAAGACUGGGGAAGCAAAAAAAGUGAGUGUUGGUUAUGUUUCGAAAGGGUGACAGGUCUCAUUCUCAAUGGAUCUGGUGUUCUCAAUUCCAAUGGAGAAAGCUGGUGGUCUUCUGUUGGCUCAUCCUCCCGACCAGAGGCAGUGAGAUUUCAUGGGUGUCAAAACAUUUUAUAUAAUGGAUUAACUCAAAUCAAUAGUCCAAGGAAUCACAUAUCAGUUGUUGGUUGCACCAACGCAACUUUAUUAAAUCUUCAUUUGAUCUCACCCUCAAGCAGUCCAAAUACUAAUGGCAUUGAUAUCUCUGUUUCACAUAAUAUCCAAAUUCGCAGUUCAUCAAUCAAAACCGGUGAUGAUUGCAUUUCAAUUCUAGGUGGUUCUUAUGAUAUCAACAUAACUUAUGUGACAUGCGGUCCUGGUCAUGGCAUAAGUAUCGGAAGUCUAGGGAAAGGGGGGGCAAAUGAUAUAGUACAAAAAGUGAAUGUCAGACAUUGCACCUUCACUCGAACUCAAAAUGGCGCAAGAAUCAAGACUUGGCCUGGAGGACGUGGGUUUGUCAAAAACAUUUGGUACGAAGAUAUUACUCUGAUAAAUGUUAGAUCCCCCAUCAUCAUCGAUCAAAAUUAUUGUAACGGUGCUCGUCGGUGUCCACAACCAACACGGGCAUCUGCUUUGAAAGUGAGUGGCGUGACAUAUAGAUACUUUAAAGGGACAAGUUUUCCCGAUGUUCCUGCAGUAAAAUUAGAUUGUGACCAAAGAACAGUUUGUGAUAACAUCGUCAUGGAGCACAUCAAUAUCACUUCCUCAUCUCAGAGAAGACCUCUCGCCUCGUACUGCAGAUUUGCGCAUGUAAUUAGACGCUUUGUUUCCAUUGGCAUCAAUUGUGGUUUUCAUGUCAAUCCCAAAACUCCAUCAAUUGCACCGUAUUUUGAACCUCCCGCACUCACCGCUCAACCUCCAUCACCCACACCGUAUGCUAUACCCUCGACACCAACUGCUCAACCUCCAGCACCAAUUGCUAUAUCCCCGACACAACAUGCUGAACCUCCAGCAUUGCAUACUCUAUCUUCAACACCAUAUGCUGAACAUUUUUUCAACUGUUCAUUAUUCACUAUUCUCUCCUUUUAUAUACUUAUUCUAAUUAAAGCCUUCUUGUUAAGUUGA
This is a messenger RNA of Camelina sativa (false flax), 1587 nucleotides long. The record is from RefSeq and is a predicted model, not a curated record. NCBI's taxonomy places the organism in Eukaryota, Viridiplantae, Streptophyta, Magnoliopsida, Brassicales, Brassicaceae.